UAGCUCCAGUUACCCCAAGUACAGCGAGGGCACCAUCACUGUUAAAGGACACACAACUAACCCGCUCAUUUUAGGCUCAAAUUUUUUUAGGAUUCUUAACCCUCAAAUUAGCAUUCGCACUCUCACCAAAUGACAUUACUAUUACAAAAGGACUCGAUGAUAAGUUGAUAAGAAAUCAUACCACACCAAUGAUGAGGCUAAAAAAAUUUAUACAAGUUAUAAAGAAGGGGUUUCGUUUUGUGAAAAUAAGACAAAACAAGUGUCCGAGUUGAGAGACAAGGCAUACUCCUCUGCCACGCACAUGAGAUUAUUAGCCCCAGAAAUUAUUUAGGCCCACCUUAAAUGAUACACAAACUAUUUGCCUAACUAUUUAUUCGCAGCACCUACAGAAUUUUAGCAAGACGAGAUCGCCCAACGUAGCAACAAUGGAGAUAAAUGGUUUAUUCUCAGGAAUGGAUCUAGGAGGGCAAUUUACAUCAGGUACUCAAAAGAAUGCAAAUAGGAGAAGAUUUAGUGAUGAGCAAAUCAAAUUCCUAGAAUAUAUGUUCGAGUCAGGAUCAAGACCAGAGGCGCUGAUAAAGCAUCAGCUGGCGAAUGAGCUUGGACUCCAUCCUCGCCAGGUUUCCAUAUGGUUCCAGAACAGGAGAGCUAGAUUAAAAAAUAAGCUGGUUGAGAAAGAGUACAACAAGCUGAAAGCAAGUCAUGAUGCUCUAGCUUCCAGCUUUGAGUCCUUGAAAAAAGAAAAUCAGUCGUUGGAAAUCCAGCUUCAGAAGCUGAAGACUGUGCAUGCAAAACAACAAGAAAACAGAAAAUGUAGGUUGGACAAAAUUCAAAGCAGCAGCAAUCAGAGAGUUGAGAAUAGGGAAACCAACUAUAAGUCAAAGGAUGAGCCCAGCCAUCAUAACAGCUUAGAGAGCAUGCUUUCAAGUACUCAUGACAGCAGAAGUACUGAGAAGGCAGAGGAGGAAACUAAUGUUUUCAACCUGGCUGAAGGCGCAGAUGGUUCAUUGACAUCAUCGGACUGGAGUAGUCUUGACUCCAAUGGUUUUCUUGAUGAUUCGGGCUGUAGUAGACAGUGGUGGGAGUUUUUAUCUUGAUUUAUACAUGUAUUUACCCAAAAGAACGAAAAAAUUGAGCUCAUGAAUACAUCAAAUAUCCAUACCUAAGAGCUAGAGUUCAGUGUUCACCGACAUUAAUGCUUCUUAGAUCUGUGCAAGUUAUCUUUACAAUAUAGUUUGAUCCAGUCAUGAAA
This is a messenger RNA of Mercurialis annua (annual mercury), 1252 nucleotides long. RefSeq names its product homeobox-leucine zipper protein ATHB-7-like. The transcript is spliced from 2 exons. NCBI's taxonomy places the organism in Eukaryota, Viridiplantae, Streptophyta, Magnoliopsida, Malpighiales, Euphorbiaceae. The coding region runs from base 426 to 1097 and encodes 223 amino acids. Gene Ontology annotation, cellular component: nucleus. Gene Ontology annotation, biological process: positive regulation of DNA-templated transcription. The record is from RefSeq and is a predicted model, not a curated record. Gene Ontology annotation, molecular function: sequence-specific DNA binding; DNA-binding transcription factor activity, RNA polymerase II-specific.